Manis pentadactyla (Chinese pangolin) is the source of this 4978-nucleotide messenger RNA. It is a transcript of the gene NLRP1, whose product is annotated as NLR family pyrin domain containing 1. Gene Ontology annotation, biological process: innate immune response; inflammatory response; regulation of apoptotic process. Gene Ontology annotation, cellular component: canonical inflammasome complex. Lineage: Eukaryota; Metazoa; Chordata; Mammalia; Pholidota; Manidae. The transcript has 17 exons. The record is from RefSeq and is a predicted model, not a curated record. Bases 206 to 4576 code for a protein of 1456 amino acids. Gene Ontology annotation, molecular function: protein binding.
GGGUGAGGGCUGAGCUCCCUGGCUGGUGUCUCAGAGCCAAGAGAGGUCUGCUGGGAGUGGGCAGCUCUGAGCUCAACCCUAGGCUCUGAGAGGCCACCCUCUGCUCCCCGCUUCCCCACGCUACCCACCUCCUGUCACCUCUUACAGGCUUUGUCCCAGGAGAGGAAGACGCCCAGGGGCACGGAACACCCCCAGCCAGAGCAGGAUGCCUGGGGUGACCCAGUCCCGGCUGGCCUGGUACCUAGAGGUGAUGAGGGACGAAGACCUGGAGGAGUUUCAGCUUCAGCUGCCUUAUAAGGAACCAUACACGCCCUGUCCCAGUGCAACCCUGGCUCAACCCCAGGAGACAAGAGGCAUGGAGGUGGCCUCACGCCUGGUGGCCCAGUAUGGGGAACAGCAGGCCUGGGACCUGGCCCUCCACACCUGGGAGCAGAUGGGCCUGAGCGGGCUCUGCACCCAGGCCCGGGCAGAGGCAGCCUUGAUGCCAGAAGCCCAGUCUCCUUCAUUUCUCUACUCCCCGAGUACACCCAACCUGGAAGGCCCCAGCCAGCCCACCUCUGCCAUGAUGCAGAGGUUCCAGGGCCUGGAUCACCCAGGGCUCAUCCAGGACUCAGACAUAAGGAAUUUGGGAUACAUGAGUGACACAUCUGCACACAGCUGGAAAGAAAACCCUUUCUCAUUCAUCUGCCAAGUUUGUCCAACACCCCCAGACCAUGAAUCGCCAAGCCAAGAGUUACCCCAAUCCCCUAUAUCCACAGUGGUUCAGGGGGUCUGGGAGUCCCCACUUCAGCACAGCCCAGAACCCAGAAAAAAAGAGGCUCCUGAGAGUAGGUGGCCUCUGGCUGGAACAUCUGGAAACCACUGCACAGAAAUCAGAGAUAGAUACCAGCACCAGAGGAGAGAGAGGUCCUGCUCUACACAGUCGUGGAAAAAUGAUGAUUUGCACCAAAACUUCACACAGCUGCUACUUCUACACAUAUCUCACCCCAGAGACCACAAGUCCCUGGUCAAAAGAAGCUGGCACCAUGGAAUGAUGGAGAAGCAAGGGCGUUUGAUUGAGAUUGGAGACUUAUUUGGCCCAGCCCUGGGUAACCAGGAAGAGCCUCAUGUGGUCGUACUGCAUGGGGUUGCUGGAAUUGGGAAGUCAACACUGGCCAGACAGGUAAAAGGAGCCUGGGAAGAAGGUCGGCUAUACAGGGACCGCUUCCAGUGUGUCUUCUACUUCAGCUGCAGGGAGCUGGCCCAGUCUAAGGCAAUGAGUCUCACUGAGCUCAUCACAAAAGACUGCGCUGCCCCCGAGGCUCGCAUUAGACAGAUCCUGUCUCAGCCAGAGCAGCUGCUCUUCAUCCUCGAUGAUUUGGAUGAGCCAAAAUGGGUCUUGGAGGAGCAGAAGUCCGAGCUCUGUUUGCACUGGAGCCAGCAACAGCCAGUACACAGACUGCUGGGAAGUUUGUUGCAGAAAACCAUACUUCCAGAGGCAUCCUUGCUGAUCACAGCUCGGACCACGGCUCUCUGGAAGCUCAUUCCUUCUUUGGAGCAGCCACAAUGGGUGGAGGUCCUAGGAUUCUCCGAGUCUGGCAGGAAGGAAUAUUUCUACAAAUAUUUCAAGGAGGAAAGUCAAGCAAUCAGAGCCUUUAGCUUGGUUGACUCAAACCCAGCCAUCUUGACCAUGUGUCUCAUGCCGUUCGUGUGCUGGCUGGUCUGCACUUGCCUGAAGCGGCAGAUGGAGAGGAGAGAAGAUCUCUCACUGAUGUCCCAGACCGCCACAGCCCUCUGUCUGCACUACCUCUCCCAGGCACUCCCAGCUCAGUCCCCUAGAACCCAGCUGAGGGGCUUCUGCUCUCUGGCUGCUGAGGGCAUCUGGCAAGGGAAGAGCCUGUUCAGUCUGGAGGACCUCAGGAAGCACGGGUUACAUGGGGCCAAUAGCUCCACUCUCCUGGAGAUGGGUAUUCUUCAAAAGCACCCCACUUCUCUGAGCUACAGCUUCAUUCACCUGUGUCUCCAGGAGUUCUUUGCAGCAAUGUCCUGUGUGUUGGGGGAGGAGGGGCAGGAGAGCGAUCAUCCUAACAGCAUCAGAGGUGUGGAAAAGUUGCUAGAAAUAUGUGGGAGACGUGACCUGUUUGGGGCACCAACCACGUGUUUCCUGUUUGGCCUUUUGAGUGAGCAGGGGGUGCAAGAGAUGGAGAACAUCUUCAACUGCCAGCUGUCUCGGGAGAGGAAGUGGGAGCUGCUGCGGUGGGCAGAGGCAGAGGCCCAGCACGAGCCCUCCUCCUGGCAGCCCUACUAUCCACAGCUGCUCCAUUGCUUGUAUGAGAUUCAGGACAAGGAGUUCCUGACACGAGCAAUGGCCCAUUUCCAAGGUGCAAAGAUGUAUGUCCAAACCAGCAUGGAGCUCCUGGUGUUCACUUUCUGCAUUAAAUUCUGCUGCCAUGUGAAGAGGCUUCAACUGAAUGAGGGUGGACAGCAUGCACAAGUGUGGAGGCCCCCAAGUGUAGUUCUGUUCAGCUGGGUCCCCAUCACAGAUGCCUGCUGGAAGGUUCUCUUCUCCACUCUCCAGGUCACUGGGAACCUUCAGGAGCUGGACCUGAGUGGAAAUUUCCUGAACUACUGUGUAGUACAGAGUCUUUGUGAAGCCCUGAGAUACCCUCACUGCCACCUGGAGACACUGAGGUUGGCCAGCUGUGGCCUCACGGCUGAAGGCUGCAAAGACCUCGCAUCUGGGCUGGGUGCCAGCCAGACCCUGACCAAGCUGGAGCUGAGCUUCAACAUGCUCACAGAUGCUGGCGUCAAGCACCUCUGCAUGGAGCUGAGGAAGCCGGGCUGCAAGCUCCAGCAGCUGCUGCUGGUCAGCUGCUGCCUCACAUCCAGCUGCUGCCAGGACCUGGCCUCUGUGCUCAGCGCCAGCCCCAGCCUGACAGAGCUGGACCUGCAGCAGAAUGACCUGGGCGAUCUCGGUGCGAGGCUGCUCUGCCAAGGGCUCAGGGACCCUGCCUGUCAACUCACGCUCCUGCAGCUGGACCAGACCCAGCUGAGUGAGGAGGUGACAGAGAUGCUGAGGGCCCUGGAGGAGGAGAAGCCUCGACUGCUCAUCUCCAACAGAUGGCAAACAAGUGCCCCUGAAGAGGACCCAGAUGGAGAAGAGAAGAGUGACGUGUCUUCACUCAAGCGGCAGAGACUAAAAUCAGGAGCAGAGACGGAGGCUGCAGACACCACCCUGGCAAGAGCCUCCCAUGGCCCAGCGUUGGGGCCCAAGGAGGCCCAGCAGGAACAGCCAGAACUGACCUCUGCCCUGCCAGUUCCAGAGGGAAGCUCCCCUCAAGUAGCACAGGUGGAACCCUACUGCCUGUCGUCUCUUGCGCCUCCUGGGGACCCACACAUGGAGCCUCUGGGGACUGAAGAUGACCUCUGGGGCCCCAUGGGACCUGUGGCUACCGAAGUGGCUGACAAAGAGAGAAGCCUGUACCAAGUGCACUUCCCUGUGGCCGGCGCCUACCACUGGCCCAACACAGGUCUCCAUUUUGUGGCAAAAGGGCCAGUGACCGUCGUGAUUGAAUUCUGUGCCUGGGACCAGUUUCUGGACAGAUCUGCCUCACAGAACAGCUGGGUGCCUGCAGGGCCUCUUUUUGACAUCAAGGCCGAGCCAGGAGCCCUGGUGGCUGUGUACCUCCCUCACUUUGUGUCCCUCCAAGGAAGCCAUGUGGACAUCAGCCUGUUCCAAGUGGCCCACUUUAAAGAGGAGGGGAUGCUCCUGGAGAAGCCAGCAAGGGUGGAGCCCUGUUACAUAGUCCUGGAAAACCCCAGCUUCUCCCCGAUGGGCGUUGUACUGAGAGUGAUCCAUGCUGCCCUGCGCUUCAUCCCCAUCACUGCCACCGUGCUGCUCUACCAUCACCUCCAUCCUCAGGAAGUCACCUUCCACCUCUACCUGAUUCCCAGUGACUGCUCCAUUCGGAAGGCCAUAGAUGAUGAAGAAAAGAAAUUCCAGUUCGUGCGAAUACACAAGCCACCCCCACUGACCUCCUUCUACAUGGGCUCCCGUUACACUGUGUCUGGUUCAGAGAAACUGGAAAUAAUCCCCAAGGAACUAGAGCUCUGCUAUCGGAGUCCUGGAGAAUCCCAGCUCUUCUCUGAGUUCUAUGUUGACCAGUUGGCGUCAGGGAUCAGGUUGCAAAUAAGAGACAAGAAAAAUGGGGCUGUGGUAUGGGAAGCCUUGGUGAGACCAGGAGAUCUCAGACCGGCAGCCACUCUGGUCCCUCCAGCCCUAAUAGAUGCCCCGGCCUUGCUGCACUUCGUGGACAAGUAUCGGGAGCAGCUGGUGGCUCGAGUGACAUCGGUGGACCCUGUCCUGGACAAGCUACAUGGACAAGUGCUGAGCGAGGAGCAGUAUGAGAGGGUGCGGGCUGAGGCCACAAAGCCAGGCCAGAUGCGCACCCUGUUCAGCUUCAGCAGGUCCUGGAACAGGGCCUGUAAAGAUCAACUCUAUCGAGCCCUGAGGGAGACCCAUCCCCACCUAAUUGUGGAGCUCUGGGAGAAGUGGAGUGGUGGAGACUGGGGCGCUCCUGACAAGCCUGGCAGCUGAAGUCUGAACACCUUCUUGUGAGUCCUGGCUCUGCCUGACUGUUCUUCGGGUCUCCAUUUCUUCAUCUAUAAACAAGCUGCCGUCAGUUGCCUCCUGGCUGUAAGGUUACAGGACUCAAAUGAUGCCUCCUGGCUUCCACAGGCCACCUGUCUAGGUGGGAUGAUGGCCGCUCAGGGAAUAUCCACCUCAGCCAGCAGGACUUCUGCAGACCUUGUAGAAGCCUGACCCAAGAGCCUAGUCUGGUGACCACAGCAGCUAAGCCUAGAGCCCGCCCUGUGCCAGGCAGAUGCAAGGAGGGGUAGGGGACGCUGGCCACCUCUGGCUGGAGACCAUGGAAACGGACACCUUGGGGGUUUUGAAUGGCUUGUGAAUGGUGGCAAGAACAGAUCUGUUUUUCACUUG